AUGUCCCGAGGAUGGCUGACCACUCUCCUGGGGCUGCUGAGUGUGGCCUGGCUGCCCGCAGGCUCAGGGAGGCCUGGACCCCCAGCUCCCCCGGGGCCGGCCUUUGCCCUUGGCAGCUGGAAGGCCUUCCUGGGCCUGCAGAAACCCUGGAGGCUGGGGACAGAUGGGUUGCAGGAUGGGCAGGAGGUGGCCACCUCCGUGUCUUUGCCAUUGGACCCUAAAGAAGUGACCCAGGAAAUGUGUAAGGCUGUGCCCUUCAUUCAGGUGCUCUCUCGGCCUGGCUGCACUGCUGUCCGUGUCCGAAAUCACCUCUGCUUUGGCCGCUGCUCCUCCCUCUACAUCCCGGGCUCAGACCCCACCCCACUUGUCCUCUGCAACAGCUGCGUGCCCACUCGCCAGCACUGGACACCUGUGGUCCUGUGGUGUCGGCCGGGCAGCCCAGCCUCCUCCCCUCGGCGGGUGAAGGUGUCCACCAGGCUGGUGGAGGGCUGUCGGUGUGGACCAAAGCUAUGA
Messenger RNA from Marmota flaviventris (yellow-bellied marmot), 513 nucleotides. It is a transcript of the gene Dand5, whose product is annotated as DAN domain BMP antagonist family member 5. The record is from RefSeq and is a predicted model, not a curated record. NCBI's taxonomy places the organism in Eukaryota, Metazoa, Chordata, Mammalia, Rodentia, Sciuridae.